AUCCUCCCCCUCCACUCCCACCUCCUCCUCCUCGGCCUCUCCGCCGACAUCCGCCUCCUCACCACCCUCAUCGACGCAUACGCCAAAUCCUCCCGCACCGACCUCGCUUUCCUCGCAUUCCACGAAAUGCCCCUCCGCGACAUCGCCACCUGGAACACCCUCCUCCUCUCCCUCCUCCCCCACCACUCCCUCUCCCUCUUCCGCCUCCUCCGACACCACCCCCCUUCCCAGCGCGAAACCCCCGACGCCAUCACCAUCAUCGCCGCCCUCUCCGCCUCCUCCCAACUCGGCUCCCUCGCCGACGGCUCCUCCGUCCACUCGUACGCCGAAUCCCUCGGCCUCCACGACGACGUUCGCGUCCGCAACGCGCUCAUCGACAUGUACGCCAAAUGCGGCGACAUCUCCCGCGCCCUCUCCCUCUUCCGCUCCCUCGAUUCCAAAACCCUAGUCUCCUGGAAUGCCGCCAUCAUGACCCUCGCCCUCCACGGCCGCGGCCGAGACGCCCUCCAACUAUUCGACGAAAUGCUCAGCUCCAGCCCAAUCCAACCCGAUGCCAUAACCUACCUCGCCGUCCUCUGCGGCUGCAACCACGCCGGUCUUGUCGACGACGGCCUCCGCAUAUUCCAUUCCAUGACGAUUCCCCGCACCGUCAAGCACUACGGCACCGUCGUCGAUCUUUUGGGCCGUGCCGGCCGGCUCCGUGAAGCCUACGGUGUUGUCACCACCAUGCCCUCCUCGCCGGACGCCGUCAUGUACCAAACUCUGCUCGGCGCCUGCAAGACCUAUGGGGACGAGGACAUGGCCGAGCUGGUUUCAGAAAAGCUCAGGGAUAUGGGUUCCAAUGGCUGCGGAGACUUCGUGCUGCUGUCCAAUGUAUACGCGGCGAAGGCGCGAUGGGAAGACGUGGGUCGGGUGAGGGACGCCAUGAGAGAAGGUGAGGUGAGCAAAGUUCCGGGCUUUAGUUACAUGGAAGUCGGUGGUUUUGUUCACAGAUUUAUCAAUGGCGACAAGGAACACGAGACAUUGAGUGAGAUUCAUAAGAAAUUGGAGGAGAUUGGGUGGAGGAUCAGACGGCUGGGAUACGUUCCUGAUAUAAGCAAUGUUUUGCAUGAUAUUAGUGAGGAGGAGAAGGAAAUGGCUUUGUGUUACCAUAGUGAGAAAUUGGCUAUUGCUUUUGGGUUGAUUAGCAUGAGUAAAGGAAGUACUAUAAGGGUCAAUAAGAACUUGAGGAUUUGUGGGGAUUGUCAUAACAUGGCUAAACUCGUGUCGAGAGAAUACGAUCGGGUGAUAGUCGUUCGCGAUCGGGCGCGGUUUCACCAUUUUGAGGGCGGUGAUUGCUCGUGCCGAGAUUAUUGGUGAAUUUGAAUGGUGACAUUGGGAAUGAGAGGUGGAACAGAAAUUGUAUUGGGAUGAAUAUGAUAGAUGUUGGAUUUGCUUUGAGAUUAGUGUAAUAUAUGU
Molecule: messenger RNA, 1458 nt
Organism: Phalaenopsis equestris
Lineage: Eukaryota; Viridiplantae; Streptophyta; Magnoliopsida; Asparagales; Orchidaceae
Product: pentatricopeptide repeat-containing protein OGR1, mitochondrial-like
Exons: 1
Biological process (GO): RNA modification
Molecular function (GO): zinc ion binding; protein binding; RNA binding
Source: RefSeq, a predicted model, not a curated record